Micropterus dolomieu (smallmouth bass) is the source of this 3340-nucleotide messenger RNA. RefSeq lists its product as uncharacterized. The transcript has 7 exons. The coding region runs from base 381 to 1730 and encodes 449 amino acids. The record is from RefSeq and is a predicted model, not a curated record. NCBI's taxonomy places the organism in Eukaryota, Metazoa, Chordata, Actinopteri, Centrarchiformes, Centrarchidae.
AACUUUUUAUGUGCUUUCCUUAAGUGUUAUUGAUUUGUAGAGUUAAAAAACAGAUAAUCCUAACAAACCUCAGCUGUUAGAGAAACUUAUGAUCUGUCUUUCUUUCCUCUAAUCGUUUUAUUGUGUGUACUGUAUCUAACCGCCAGAUCUCACCUUGUCUCCUCUCUUUUGUUGUACCACUUUUCUUCAAACCUGACCCAGCACAUAAGCACUGAGUUGGAUACUGGUUCUUCUGACUGCUGUGUUGGACCUUGGUUGACACAUCUGGUAUCAAAGGACUUUUCUGACAUUCAAAUGUAUAAAUAUCAUUCACUCAAAUCUUCAUUUAAGCAGCUUUACGUUUUUCAUUGUCAUUGUGCUCACUAUAAAAGACUCAGCAGAUGAGGACUGGCUCACUAGUGAUGCAUGAAGGUCCACUGCCUGUUCAGCAGCAGCCUAACAGGCACAUUCACCCCCAGGCUGUCGGGGUCGCUUUGGGUGAUCUGCAAGGUCAAGUUCCCCUCCUGACUCAAAGCUCCAACAGCAAACUGAGAACCAUGUCUGAACCUGUUCCUCUGCUCUGUCAUGCUCAAAUAUUGAAGGAGCUGAAGAUGGACAUCAGCUCCCCCUGUAAUACAGUUAAGCUCGACUUAAACAGUUCAGAAGUGGCUCCUGGAACAGGUCUGGACAUGGAGGUGUCCGGCCUCGGUUAUCAGGUGGAGGCGGAGUUUUUGAAACAUGGUGGAGCCAUAUCGCCUCAGCAGCAAGAAGGGAGCCCGAUAGAGACCUCCUUAUCUGAUGAGUUUCUUCCUGCCUUUUCACCAGCCCUGGAUAAAAGUAGUUGUAACCAUCUGCCAGCAUAUGUGAAUGCACCAGAGGACAGUUCAUUGGAUCUGCUAAGAAUAGUAAAGCACAAGCCAAGUGCCAUUGUGUUCUGUGAUUAUGAUUUUAGCUCUGACAACCAGGUGAUCGUUGCCAAUGAGAGCUCAGAUGGCGGGGAAUCCUCCUCGUCGACCAAUGAAGAGGGAGAGGGUGACGAUGAUGGUGAUGAGAAGGAUGAUUUUCCCGAGACGUUAAAAUAUAAGGAAUUCCUGGUCAGCCGUCGGCGUAGAAACUUGAGCAGGAACAGGAAGCGCUUGAGGACGAGAAAGGAUGCCCAGCCUAAUAGCUCUGCAUCUAUCUGGCAAAAGGCCACCGAUGAGGGCAAACCUGAGUUCACAGGUAGCCAGGAGGAAGAGGAUACACUGCAGAACAAUGGAAAACAGGCUGCUGCGUGUGACUCCAUGACCCUGCUGAUGAAAAAGUUGGAUCACCUCAAUGAGGGGAUCCAGGAAGUCCAAAGCACUAAUCUCUCUCACUCGGACAUGGCCAGUGUUGACGAGGAGCAGUGUACCACGGGUACCCCGGCUGUGGGCAGAAUGGCGUGCCGAGCCCCGAGUCAGGAUCAGGGAACCGCCAGAGCUUCAGACAAACCUGAGCCGCUGACCAGGCGCCCCUCACGACCUUUGACCCGCAGCAGACCUCUGACUCGCUCGUCCCUCUCGUCCCCUACACAUUUCCAUGCUCGACAGGCCAGGGCUGCUGCAAGGAUGACCAGUGGAUCAGCAGGGGGGCCUCCUUAUCGGGCUGCAGGUUGUUGUGACCAUCCUCAGCGUGUACCUUUGAUGUAUUUUUGUAGUGUGACUUUUGUCUUAAAUGUCCGUGGGCGUGAGCAAGAGAGGGAAUGCAUGCCAUGUCGGUAUGCGGUUUAAAUUGAAUCUGCCCUCAAGCCGCGGAGGAAAAUGUUUCAAUCCCUGCAAAGAUGAAAGGAUUUAUUUUCAAUGCGUUGUUUUCUGAAGAAUUAAUAUGCAAUAACAGAGUAUUUUUAUAUAGAUGCUUAAGCGCUUUGAUCUCAACUUCGUUUGCAUUUCAGUAAGCUCUUAAUCUUUGAGGUCACUUCCAUGGUGCAGACUUACCUCACUUGUACUACACAUGCUCAAAACCUUGGCUGUCUUGCUUUUUCUGAAGUAUUUGUAAAUUUGACUCACCCUUCAUUUAUGUUAAUAGCAUGAUUUGGAGACCUAUUUCAUUAUGUAAUAUGGAGUAUGGAGAGUUAAAACAAUUCACUUGCUUAAUCACAUAAUAUGGAAAAUUUUAAUAAUUAAAUUUUCCCCCCUGUCAGAGAGCAUAGCAGCAACAGGUACAGAUGAUAGCAUUAUAUUGUUGAAAAGAUUUCUGUGCUGGACCAUUUUAUACAUCGUACUUCUACUCCCCCAAAGAUACAUGCUGCCUUCCUGAAUUUUACACAUUUAUAGGACAAAACCAGAAGUAAGACAAUGUCAACAAAUGUAAGUAUUGACUAAAUCGUAUUAUAAAUUUAAUUAUACAUCUGUCAGUGCAGACCAGCAGUCAGACUAAUAAAACACUUUUUUAGGACUUGAAACAAAGUUUAGGACUCGGGACUUGUUGCACUUGACAUGACACUUCACGUGGGACUUGAGAUUUACUUAUGACUUGCAAAAUAAUUAUUUUGUACACCUUUGAUCAAUAACAAUAACUGUCACAUAAUAAAAGUGAAUGGUUCCAUCACAGAAUGCUUUACAUCAAUUCAAGAAAAAGAAAUCUAAAAUUCAUAUGGUAAUAUCAAAGCAAACAUAAAGGAUUCUGUUGUCUGGAGUGGAUAAUGUGAAUAAUACUCUUUAUGUACAGUAUACCCUACAUAAGCAUUAUAUACAUUUGCUGUUCCUGGAAUGUGGACGGAGUCCAGCAUAUGAAUGUAGUUUUAUUCCAGCUAUUUAUUCCAGCUAAGUACACUACUACUGCUCUGGCAAAAAAUUAUCGUUCAAAGAUAUUUUAAGACAGUGCUGCUAUUUUAGAGCAGCUGAUAAGCUUCAAAUGACCUUGGCAUGAACCACUGACACACAUUCUCUACACUUUCACUGCAGUCUGUGAUUAUAAAAUAAAAUCCAUCAGAAUGUUCACGUUAUUAGAAAGCGCUUGGUUAGGCUGUGGGAAAUCUAGACCUAUGGCCUUGAUGCCCUUUUAGUGCAUCCUUUGCAUGUCUGUAAGUUUUUAAUAUGUCUAACUGGAGGGAUUCAGCUGAUUUAUUGCUCUUGCAGACUUCUGACACACAUUUGCCUCAAGACAGCGUGAUGCAAAUACUUAAUCUAAAUGUUUUCCCUUCGUUUUAGUUGUUAGUAACAUCGCAGACUCUCUUGACAUUUUGUGUAAAAGUAAUAAAAGUGUCAGAGAUUUUUGUGUGUCCAUGUGGCUAUGAAUGUCAUCUUAUGUGUUUGUGUAUGUGAGAGACCAUUAAAAAAAAAUACCACUGAGUGUAAUGCAUAAGAUACCUCACACAGAAAAGCAGUUGGCUCAGCAAUUA